This is a messenger RNA of Pocillopora meandrina, 974 nucleotides long. The record is from the annotation of a GenBank genome assembly. NCBI's taxonomy places the organism in Eukaryota, Metazoa, Cnidaria, Anthozoa, Scleractinia, Pocilloporidae.
GAAGCCUUUUACCUUAGCUAUGUGAUUAACAGUUCCAAUUCUGGUGGAGUUCAGGCGAACAAGGUGAGCUCUCAUUGCUUUCUCAAUUUUUUGCCUAGACGUAGACCAUGAAUUAAUAAUUAAGACAGUAAUGUACUUCCAAACAACUGGACUAUCGUUGGAGAAAAUACUGUGGCUUGAGCCGUAUUUUUCCCACAAGAUCAUACAGUAUUAUUUCAUUGCUUCGGAUAGCAUGGUAUUACGGUUAUCCGUCUCUCUUUUUAUUAAACCUAAAUUUUUAGUUUAAAUGUUUCUUUAUUGAGUCUCAGUUCCUUUCUUGCUGCUGCUUCUCUUGAGGUAUGAUAAAACACCCGGAAUCUGUUUUCUAGGUAAUAUACUUGUUGGGACCGACUCGCGGCCGAAUGAACGAACUGAUAUUGAUUAGUUCCACUUCGAGACAACACAAAAUGGUGGAAAUGUCUGUAAUUUGAAAGUCGUUCAUAAUUACAAGUUCAGUUGACCUGGAUUAAAGCGUUGUGUUCUAUAGCUUCGUGUCAAAAAAGCUUUCGGCGAAUUGUCUCCGACACGUCCAGCUAUUCUACGUGGAACAGUCGCAAAGUAUGUCGUAAUUUCUCUUGCGUUAAUAUGCAUUUUUGCUUUGGGUAGCUCAGCGAACGUAUUUUACAUUUUGAUUUUCUUUUCAUUAUCCUAAAACAGCUUCUUUUUAUUUUAUCCAGCGAAGCCAAUAGUCUACAGAAGUAUAAAAAAAUUAACGAAAAGUUAUUUACCCAGUGUACAUCAUUUGUCUUGAACAAGUGGGAUCAAAUUCCUGCAAACAAUGCCGAACAAGUGAAGCAAAAGUAAAUUUAACUUACUGAAAGGUUUUGAGACCUCAAUCUUGUGAAGCAGAUCUCAAUCGCUCCUCCAGUAGAGCUCAGUGUGCACAUAUGUAUAGCGUCUCACAGAGGUAUUUGAUUAGCUUUCACGUGGACUAA